Messenger RNA from Fusarium sp. VM40, 519 nucleotides. NCBI's taxonomy places the organism in Eukaryota, Fungi, Ascomycota, Sordariomycetes, Hypocreales, Nectriaceae. The record is from the annotation of a GenBank genome assembly.
AUGCGUCUCAGCCUUCUCCCCUUGAUCGCCCUCGCUGGCUGUGCUAUCGCAUCUGGAGAUACUAUCUCAUCAGCCAUAGACAGCAUCUCCAAUGCCACGCUUGCUCUGAACCAUUCUGUCGCAAUCUGGCCUCAGACUCUCAUCGGCGCCCUGCCCAUCACCACAAAGUCGACGCUACUUCUCACCGAGAUCCACAAGGGAACUCUGAUCGCUCGCAAGUCUGAGGCUCUAUCUGUCGAGGAGACUCUCCAAGUCGCCAAGGCCACUUCCGAGUUGAGCCACGACGUCGAGCUCACCAUCGACACCAUCAUCAACACCAAGCCCAAAUUCGACAGACUUGGGGUCAGCCCCGUCAUCCUCCUCAACCUCGAGCUACAGCGCGCGCUAAGCGCCGACUUCUCCGAAGCUGUCAUCUCCAAAGUCCCCAAGAACCUACAAGGGAACGCAAAAGCGCUAGUGCAAGGAAUUGACGAGAGCUUUGCUAGAGCUAUCAAGAAAUACAAGACACUACGGGGAUAA